Messenger RNA from Aspergillus sclerotioniger CBS 115572, 1854 nucleotides. RefSeq names its product kynureninase (gene bna5-1). Gene Ontology annotation, cellular component: cytoplasm. The coding region runs from base 181 to 1638 and encodes 485 amino acids. Gene Ontology annotation, molecular function: kynureninase activity; pyridoxal phosphate binding. The record is from RefSeq and is a predicted model, not a curated record. Gene Ontology annotation, biological process: NAD+ biosynthetic process. The transcript is spliced from 4 exons. NCBI's taxonomy places the organism in Eukaryota, Fungi, Ascomycota, Eurotiomycetes, Eurotiales, Aspergillaceae.
AUCCAGUCCGCCCGAGAUAUCAAUCGCGGGGAACCGGCAUUUCCUGGUUGAAGUACGCUGUAGACCGGUUUCUCUUUGUUCUUCUCAUACAUAUAUUGAUGCUUCGUAGACGUUGAUUUUGGAUAUAUCUUGCUCACAAGUAUAUAGUACCCCCGCCAUUCCAGAAGUGCUCACGAAAUCAUGGGUUCCCAGCAUGCACAUGAACUGGGUGUCAGCACCCCGCCUUCCUACAAACUUGAUAGCAAUGCCUUCACCAAGGAAUAUGCCGAGUCUCUCGAUGCGCGGGAUCCUUUGCGUCAUUUCCGCCAGGAAUUUCUUAUCCCAUCUAAAGCUGAUCUCAAAAGGAAGACUCUGGCUAUAGACGGCUCCGACGAAGAGUCUGAGCCCAGGUGUAUAUAUCUUUGCGGAAACUCAUUGGGUGUUCAACCUCGCAGCACCCGCAAGUACAUUGAACAAUAUCUACGAACAUGGGCCAUCAAAGGCGUAACUGGUCAUUUCCUCCCACACGAGGACCAACUGCUCCCGCCCUUUGUUGACGUUGACGAUGCUGGCGCAAAGCUCAUGGCGCCCAUUGUGGGAGCUCUGGAAAGCGAAGUGGCAGUGAUGGGCACGCUGACGGCCAAUCUACACUUUCUGAUGGCAAGCUUCUACUGCCCGACCCAGGAAAGAUAUAAGAUUAUCUUGGAAGGGAAGGCGUUUCCUAGUGACCAUUACGCCGUUGAGUCCCAGAUCAGACACCAUAACCUUCGCCCUGAGGAUGCCAUGGUUCUCAUUGAGCCGGAAGACCGUAAGAAGCCGGUCUUGCGAACGGAGCAGAUUCUUCGAGUUAUCGAUGAGCAUGCCUCCAGCACAGCACUUGUGCUCCUCUCGGGCAUUCAAUUCUACACUGGACAGUACUUCGACAUAGAGAAGAUCACCGCGCAUGCCCAAUCCAAGGGAAUUCUCGUUGGCUGGGACUGUGCCCAUGCAGCAGGAAAUGUCGAUCUGCGAUUGCAUGACUGGAAUGUAGAUUUCGCUGCAUGGUGCAAUUAUAAAUACCUCAAUAGCGGCCCGGGUGGUAUGGCAGGCUUGUUCGUCCAUGAGAAACAUGGCCGAGUGGAAAUGGACAAGGUUGGCAGCGGGGAAGAGCCCUUUCGCCCGCGACUCUCGGGUUGGUGGGGAGGCGACAAGAAGACUCGCUUCCUCAUGAACAAUAACUUCCUCCCGCAGUCGGGUGCUGCAGGAUUCCAGCUAUCUAACCCUUCCGUCCUGGACAUGAAUGCGGUCGUGGCGUCCCUCGAGCUGUUCAACCGGACGUCAAUGACUGAGAUCCGUCAAAAGUCCUUGAGCGCCACGGGAUACCUGGAGCAUCUCCUUCUGAACUACCCCGUCGACUUCCCCUCUGGCGAAAGGCCUUUCUCCAUUAUCACACCCUCAAACCCAGCAGAGCGUGGUGCGCAACUUAGUCUGCUCCUGGAACCCGGUCUCUUGGAUAAUGUCCUGGAGACCUUGGAAGAGCAUGGUGUUAUCAUAGACGAAAGAAAACCAGACGUUAUCAGGGUUGCGCCAGCACCUCUGUACAAUACGUACACUGAGGUGUGGGAGUUUUGCCAAAUCUUCUUCGAGGCCUGCCAGAAAGCCCUGAAGGCCCGACAGUAAUCAACAAAGGGGCAAUUGCUAAACUUUGGAGAGAUUGGAUGUUUCGGUACAUGUCGUCCUGCACAUAUUAUCAUCUACCUUUUGGUUUGUUGACGGUCGCAAAUAAGGAUCAUAUAGGCCCAUAUACUGGCCAUCGGCGUUGGACAUGAAUCACAAUAGAAAUGUGAAGAGCAAUGGACCUGUUAGACUAUACGAUACCGAGGCACGACGUUAGCC